This is a messenger RNA of Parnassius mnemosyne (clouded apollo), 5476 nucleotides long. The record is from the annotation of a GenBank genome assembly. Lineage: Eukaryota; Metazoa; Arthropoda; Insecta; Lepidoptera; Papilionidae.
UGAUGAAAAAGUGAUGAAAAAGAGAAUUCAAUAAUCAAUUUUAAUAAAGCUAUAGAAAACAGCAAUGGCCUUUAGUGAAGGUGAAGUUUGUAGAAUUUGUUUAGGCGUUAAUGUACACAUGGUUGUACUUAAGGAGACUGGCCUCCAAAAUUUGUAUAGGACAUUGACAAACAGUUUUGUAAGUUUUUUAAUAUUUAUUUAUUGCUAAAUGAAGUUGCGGUAAUUUGUUGUUAUCACUGGAGAAAUACAUUAUGAUACCCGAUAUAUGUUCUAAGAUGUAGUGUUAAAUAUAAUGACAAAUACAACCAGAACCUGAACUACAACAAUUAGCCUGGUAUACUGGGACGCACUAAAAUCAGUAUUAUCAUUUAAGUAAAGCCUAGUAGGAUAUACUUUGGUACGAAAGGAGCGGCAUAUUGCGCAACAUGUUUCUAAACUACUACGUGGAAUGUCCCAAGACAUACCUAUGUCGCGGAACUUUGCAGGCCACACUAGUCAGUGCUUAUAGAAAUGUCGCCGGAGAAGGUUGUGGCGAUUAGUGCUGCGUACGUAGUUCUUAUUUCGGGAGUGAAACGUAAGCGAAAAAGAAGGUGGUGGAUGCGAGAUUCCUUACUACAAUGUGAAGGAAGAGUAAUUAAUAUUUUAAGUGAUCUCUGACUGUCUGACGGAUCUUGUGUGAAUUUUACCCGAAUGUCAACAUCUGACUUUGAAACUUUAUAAGAAAUGAUCGGACCUUCCAUAGCCAAACAAGAUCCUAUACUACGGAAUGCUGUUGCCCUCAUAUUAGUAUCAGACUUGGCGUUGCAUUAAGAUACUUGUCAACUAGAGUUUCUUAUGCUUCCUUGUCAUACACUUUUCGAGUGUAUUGAAACAACUGAUUGGCAGAAUAGUACCAGAAGUUAGUGGUUAGAAGUAUCCCAUAACAAAACAUGACUCUGGUAAAGUUUAAGAAGUAAAAGCAUGGUUUUGUUUCCUCACACAAUUGACAUGUUGCAAGGCAAGUUGUGCACACAACUACACCUGGUAACAAAUGAUGUGACGCUGAUGCUGGACAUGUGUUCUCCCUCUCGGAGCGGGAGCAAGCAACAUGUCCCACGUCCCUUACAAUGUUCCGUGUCACUGUGCAAUGUUGCAUCGUCAUGUAGAUUGAGUGUUCCACAUCAUGUUGCGGGCCAAACUGGCCUUCAUCUGGGGCUUCAUUGUACUACAUACUAAAAGAUAUGCCGAGACUGUUUGCAACACGCGUUAGAGCCCGUGGGCCCAAAUUUACAGAGUCAGUCCCAUAAAAAGAUGCCCUGCGCCUCCUUCCAUGCAACUUGCACUGCUGCAUAGAUUUUGUUCCUGGUGUCUGUUCUAGUACAUAUUUCUUGAAUGAGUAUUAUUGUGAUUUUCUAUCAAGAAAUUAACAUUUACCCUGGUUUGGUUGUUCAGCAAAUUAAAACAAUUCUAUUGGACUAUUAAAAUGAGAGAAUAGAGUAGAAAGACUUAUUAUCAUUAUUUUAUAUGUGGUAGAGCCAGGCUGCAGCUAUAUUAUGGUUGUGUCAUGGAUGGGUUGGCUACUGGGGUGGUACUACACUUUCACAGAAUGUGUAGUACCACCCACCACCCUGUGUUUUGUUUCAAAUUCCUCCUACCACACGCAUUAUCAGUUUACUUAGAGCGAUAAGAGAAGUAUUUGUAAUGUUCUUAGUGAUGAUAGCAGUUUGAAGUUAAUGUAGGUAAUGUAGUUGAUGGAUGUAGGUGGCUUGGAACUGUAUUUGUUUAUUUCUGCCUAGAUAUCAUCCUCUUACCUAUUUCUGGCACCAAGCAGCAGUAUGUAUCCUUGGCUGAAGGACAUCGAGAGCCAGGUUGUGAUGCAUUACAUAUUAGUCCUCAGAGGUAACAUUGCAUCUGUAGCCAUUGCUUGAAGUUUGUUGCAGGUGCCCAUGGUGCUCAUUAGUCACUUACCAUCAAGUAGAUGGUAGGUUUAUUUGUCACUUCAAUAUUAUAAAAAAUGAUGUUGACAAAGUGAAAUGUGGUAGCCAAUAGAUUUUAUUACAAACUUAUAUAUUUAAGUAGUAUUCCAUAUUUAUGAAGAUUUUCAUAUUUUCAGUUGGAUGAGAAUGAGGGACCAAUAAUAAUCUGUUUCACCUGUCAUGCAAGACUCAUUCGUUGCAGAAGAUUACAACAACAGGCUAUUGAGUCAAAUGCAGUUGUGGAGCAGUUGCUUUCAGGAGGAUCCAUGGUAUUAUCCAUUUAAACCUAUAAUAGUCCACUGCUGAACAUAGGUCUCACUCAUAUAUUGCUUCAUAGGAGGGAUUUUGCCAAAUUUUCCACACUUGGAAAGUUGGCAACCAUAGUUUAUAUUAGUCGGAGUCAUUAUUUACGUGGUAGAGCAUUUAAUAGUAUAGUUGUAGCACGAAUGGGUCGGCUCGACCGGGGAAGGACCAUGCUCUCACAGAAAACCAAUGUAAAAUAGCAGCUUAAUGCUGCUGUGUUUUGUAUGGUGAGUGUAGAGAACCGGAGACCCAUUUUACUGGAAAAGAGGCAUUCUAUCUUAGUCCUCACGGCUGACAACACAUCUGCAUUUUAAUUCUCAAAUGAAGAUAGAUGUAGAUGUCUAUGGGCCACAGUAACUACUUACCAUCAGGUGGACUGUGUGCUAGUUUGUCACCCUUAUUCUAUAUAUUAAUCAUUAUCAGGAAGAUGCUGCCGCCCAAACCCUGUUUCUGUUUCCCUCUGUUGCCACUUACGACACCCAUCCUGUGGAUAGGUAUAUAUAGGAUAGUGGAUAUUCUUACAUUGUCACUGCACGAUCCACUUUUCUAUGCUGCUUCCCAUUGUCAUAUGGGAGAAUGUUUCUUGUGCAAAGUUAAGUUAGUCCUUCAAUCCAACUUACUUUUGUUAGAGUAAUAGUACUUAUUUUUACAAAAACAAUUAUCAAACUGUUUAUACUGUUAUAUAUUACCCUAUUGUAUAUAAACAAAUCUUAAUAAACAAUGAUAAAUCUUUGUCAAUUUACAGAUUUUGUGAAUCUGAAUCUGAAAAUUGUUGAGACUCGAUUCUCGGGAUAGAUGAACUAUGUACAUUCUUAUUUAAGUUUACGCUGAACCCUCACUUUUGUCCGGUGUUUAUUAUUAUUUGAAGUUGUUAUCAGGAAGAUGCUGCCCCCCGAUCUCAUGUUUCAGUUUUUGUCUGUCCCUUUUUACAACAUCUGCAGGAUGGCAUUGGAUAGUCUGGAUUCUCCUACUCCACCACUACAGUGGCUUUUUCUCUUAUUUGAAAAAAGAAUUUCCUUUCAGUCAAUACCAAAACCGCAUAAGGUUAGAGAUGAGAUUCAGUUCACACCAAUUAAUCAUAUAGAUAUCUGGCCUGUAGAGUGUGAUAGAGAAAAUGAUUGUAAGGACGAAAUUUUUUGCCUUGAUGCCGUUAAAGUUGAGGAGGAGAUUUUCGAAUAUGAGAAUUCCAAAUUGGAAGAAAAUGAGAAUCAUGAAACAGAACCAUACAUCACACCGACAAAUAAUUUUUCAAAACUGUCUGAGAGGAAAAUUAAAUCAAAUUCUACUGAUUGUAACAUAAACGAUGUUGGUAAAGGAAACCUCGAUUUAGAAAGCCCUACUAUUAAAUCAAAGCCUAAAUUGAAAAAACAUAAUCAACCAAUUAAUAAAAAAGGAAAGCAUCCUGCAAAGAUUAUGAAAAAGAAAAUUUUGAAACGAAAGAGUGUAAAUAUACUUAUGAAAAAAACGUCAGGGGCAUCAACAAAAUGCAUUUUUGAAUGUGAUGGUUGUAGCAAAAAAUUUUCAAGAAAAGACAUUCUCGCCAAACACAUUUCAUACAGUCAUAAGACGCAAAAGAACUCAGUCACUACUGCAGUUCGGACACAAGUUGAACAAACUCCAGUCCCACAACUAACGGAAAUAUUUAAUUGUGAUAUUUGCGAAUUUAAAACAUCUCAAAAACGUUGCAUUUUGGUACAUCUUAAAGUGCACGUCGCUGAACAAGUGUACUGUUGUAAUAAUUGUGAUUAUAAAAGUAUUAAAAAACAUCAUUUGCAACAACAUAUGAAAAUACAUACUGGAGAAAAACCUUUUUCAUGUAAUAUCUGUGAAUAUAAAUGUAUUAGAAAAGAUGUGUUGCAAAGGCAUAUGAAAAUACAUACUGGAGAAAAACCUUUUUUAUGUAAUAUCUGUGAAUAUCAAUGUAUUCAAAAAAGUAGUUUGCAAACGCAUAUGAAAAUACAUACUGGAGAAAAACCUUUUUCAUGUAAUAUCUGUGAAUAUAAAUGUGUUACAAAAAGUCAUUUGCAAAAGCAUAUGAAAAUACAUACUGGAGAAAAACCUUUUUCAUGUAAUAUCUGUGAUUAUAAAUGUAUUACAAAAGAUGUGUUGCAAACACAUAUGAAAAUACAUACUGGAGAAAAACCUUUUUUGUGUCAUAUCUGUAAAUAUCAAUGUAUUCGAAAAAGUAAUUUGCAAACACAUAUGAAAAUACAUACUGGAGAAAAACCUUUUUCAUGUAAUAUCUGUGAAUAUAAAUGUGUUACAAAAGGUCAUUUGCAAUCACAUAUGAAAAUACAUACUGGAGAAAAACCUUUUUCAUGUAAUAUCUGUGAAUAUAAAUGCAUUCAAAAAAAUAGUUUGCAAAGGCAUAUGAAAAUACAUACUGGAGAAAAACCUUUUUCAUGUAAUAUCUGUGAAUAUAAAUGUGUUACAAAAAGUCAUUUGCAAUCACAUAUGAAAAUACAUACUGGAGAAAAACCUUUUUCAUGUAAUAUCUGUGAAUAUAAAUGUGUUACAAAAAGUCAUUUGCAAUCACAUAUGAAAAUACAUACUGGAGAAAAACCUUUUUCAUGUAAUAUCUGUGAAUAUAAAUGUGGUACAAAAAGUCAUUUGCAAUCACAUAUGAAAAUACAUACUGGAGAAAAACCUUUUUCAUGUAAUAUCUGUGAAUAUAAAUGUAUUCAAAAAAGUAGUUUGCAAUCACAUAUGAAAAUACAUACUGGAGAAAAACCUUUUUCAUGUAAUAUCUGUGAAUAUAAAUGUAUUAGAAAAGAUGUGUUGCAAAGGCAUAUGAAAAUACAUACUGGAGAAAAACCUUUUUUAUGUAAUAUCUGUGAAUAUCAAUGUAAUCGAAAAAGUAAUUUGCAAACACAUUUGAAAAUACAUACUGGAGAAAAACCUUUUUUGUGUGAUAUCUGUAAAUAUCAAUGUAUUCGAAAAAGUAAUUUGCAAACACAUAUGAAAAUACAUACUGGAGGAAAACCUUCGGAGUGAAACUGAAACACAGAGUUCAAUCUUGCCGUGGCAGCUAACUAUAAAUUAAAGUGAAAGAAACUUACUUUGCUACUAUUUUUUUUUUGAUUUAAGGCUUACUUUGAUCUUAUAGAUUAUCUUACGCUAAUGAAGGAAAUGAUUUUGUUAUUUAUUGUAACGUGUGGACAUUGUGAUUUCUUAUAUUUACGUGAACACUACACAUUGAAUAAAACUACCUUUACGGA